UCGAACAUAGUGGACGGCUUGAAGAGACUUCCUAAAACUCAUCUGAACACCCAGUUUAGGCUCGUGGCGGGCAGCGGCAGCAGCAGUGACGUCAUGAGGCAGAGCCAGCAGGCUGUGGCAAGGCUGUGGAGCAGGCUGGGGAUUGGUACGCUGUGCUGCCUGCUGUUCUUGGUACCCGUGCUCACUGCAGCGUCUCACCACGACCACGUGAGGCAAUGUGACAUAACCGUGUGUGACCCCCAAACAAGACCACAAGACCACGUGUUGUGUCGCUCCUGUGGCGUUGAACUCACAGAGAACUCGCGUGACAACUUUGUGAAUAUCUCUAGCCCACUGUCUGAGGCAUCUCAGCAGAUAACCAUCCUGGGACACCCACACCUCAUGGUCCAGACCCUCAGGAACCCUGCUGACCUUGCUUUUGACUUGGUGACUGUUAGGAGGUCAGGCUGUUCAGGAGUGGGAGAGUGGUACGGCGAACACAGCUGGUUCCCCGGAUACUUGUGGAAGGUUUGCAUCUGUCCCCGCUGCAGGGCACACCUUGGCUGGAUAUUUGAACCAGAAAGCAAAGCCAGCACAACCCACUUCAAGGCUUCCUCAGAGGGUUUCUAUGGACUCAUUUUAGAGAAACUGAUCACUGAGAAAUUUUCAGACUCACUCCUCAUUGGUCUUCCCAAGCAUCAGCAGUAUUAGCACAAUGGCAGAGCACGGGGAGGACAUGGUGCCUCUUGACCCCGAGUUCCUGGCGGAGCUGGAGAAAGAAGCAGCUUCUCGCUAUACUGAGGAGGAUAACCAGUUUAUAGAGCACUGCAAGAAGAACCUGCCUAAGCCACCAAUACUCCCUGCUGAGAGAUUUGAUCGCAAUAAACACCGCAGAGGCAACUUCAGGCACCAAGACUACAGGAGAGAAGGAGGCUUCAGGGAUCAAGGGGAGUACAGAGGUCAUGGAAAUUAUAGGGGUCGUGGGAAUUACAGGGAUCACAGGAGGGAAUACUCUGACCACAGACAAGGCAGGUUUAGUGGUGACCACAGAGAUUAUGAUGAUGGUAGGAGGGACUCUGAGAAGAGGAAGUACAGGUCUGAGAGGGAGAGUGAUGACUAUGGAAGAAGGGAUUACCAGUCCAGCAGACACUACAAUGGUGGGGGGUCAUCCUAUUGAGUUGUAUGAAUCCAGUGGCUGGAAUAUUUAUCUUUCAUCAGGGACUUCACACAAGCUUCCACACCAUUAAUUCUUUGACCAUUACUAAAGGUUACUGACAGCUACACUUCAUUGCCUGGCUGUUUGUCUGUUCAUGUCUUUUUAUUACAAUAUACUGGCCAUUCACUUAGGAAUAUUUAGUUUUUUUUUUUUUUUUUUUUUUUUUUUUUUGAAAAGGGAAGUGGAAAUAUUUUUGGGCAACUUCCUUCAUCACAAGGCAACCAUCCUCUAGAAAGAAAGAAAAAUAUUUAUGUUGCCAUUCCCUUGAUUAUUUUUCACUGUUAGUGUGUGACAUUCCAAAAUGACAGUACAAGUGUUAUUCCCACUACUACAAGUCAUGCACUAUAUAUAACAUCACUGGGUAUCUUUUCCCUUAUUUUGAUAUAAAUGUUUAUAACACUACAGUAUGCUAACUUUUAUGGGAACUUACUGUAAGACUUUUAAAAGUAAAGUAUUUUUCCAAUUCACGAUUAUAUAUUAAACCUUCAUCUCAAAAUAAGACGUGAUGGUUUUAACGUGCACAGGAAUAGCAGCCAACAAAACAAUUGUUGCCAAAGCCUCCAGUAAUUCAGAACCUUGAAAAGUUGAAAGUCUCACUUUAGUCUGAAAUUUUUACAUUGUACGUCUGCAUAUCAAGUGACGUCCCCAGGUGGCCUCGGCACACCAAGGCAAGGAGACUAGACCCAAUGUUAGCAAUGUCAAUCUUGAAAUGUACUCAUUGCUGAAUUUGUUGAUAAGAUGGAAUACAUUGGAAUCAACAUUUUUUGCACUGUUGAUAAGGUAGCAAGGCAACAACUUUGUUGGAUACUGUCGUAAUAAUUAAACUCUUAAGACUUAAAUUAUGAAUGAGUAAGACUCACCAUUUGUAAAGUAAAUACUGACUGAUGUUAAUAAUAUGGAUUUAAGAAGUAAAAUGGAAAUUAAACCUGUGAAUUACUUGAUAAUUUUGACUAAAAAGAAGUAAAUGAAGGAUAAACCAGUAAAUGACUUGAUGAUAUGGACUUAUAAGAAGUAAAUGAAAAAUUUUGGUAUGAAUGAGAAGGCUUCUCUGUAGAAUAUGUAGGGUUGUGUGAUAACUGUUGUUCUUGUUGCUGCUGCUGCAGGUCAAGUAGCUUCUUGGGACUGUGCUUCAUAAUACUCCUUGAUUUCUGAAACAAACAUUAUAUGAUUACUACUUUGCUCGAUGCAUCCAAUGAAAUUCCAUCUACAUAUGCACCAGUCUGACAUUCUCAAUUUCUCUGAGACAACCAAAAACAAUCUAUGUAACCCUCUACAAGUGAUGCCUUGAGGCUAAAUGAAGAUUGAAAGGGAUCAGGUAUCCAUCCAAUUCUUGUUCCUAAGUAAAUACCAGCUUGGCAAUGGGAGAGUUAUGAAAAUGAAAAAUAAAUAAUAAAGAUAACAAACAUG
Portunus trituberculatus (swimming crab) is the source of this 2602-nucleotide messenger RNA. RefSeq lists its product as uncharacterized. The coding region runs from base 94 to 690 and encodes 198 amino acids. NCBI's taxonomy places the organism in Eukaryota, Metazoa, Arthropoda, Malacostraca, Decapoda, Portunidae. The record is from RefSeq and is a predicted model, not a curated record. The transcript has 8 exons.